AUGGCCAACAAAUAUGACAACAACAUUAGCUUGAAGGCCUUGGUGAAAAAGGGGAGCAACAAAGUUAUCUUCAUAGAGUGUGACAAUGAUUUUGUUGAUGUUCUCUUUAGUUUCUUGACCAUCCCAAUGGGAACAAUUAUCAGGCUUACUCGUGAACACCCAGCACCCUCGCAAAUAGGUUGCCUUAAUAAUUUGUAUGAAAGCGUUGAGAAUGUUGAUGCACGUCACUUUCCAACUGAAGCAUGUAAAGAGAUGUUGCUACAUCCCCGGGCGGCUGAAUCUCAUUGCAAGAAUCUCAGAUUAAAAACUGACAACGGUGAGGCCACUUGGUACUUUUUGUGCUCUGAGGGUUGCACUCGAAGAUAUAAUCCAUUUAGUCAUUAUAAAGGCGUUCUUUGCGAGUGCGGAGAACCCAUGGAUAGUGAGAUCUCCCUUUCAGAACUUUCAGAAGGAAAGUUAAAAAGACCCUCAUUUUCAGACGGCGGAGUCUUUUGUAAAGAAGCAACCAGAUUUAUAAUUAGUGAUGAUUUAGAAGUGAUAUCUCCAUUAUAUUCAGCAGUCUCUCCUUUCCUUACAACUGUUGGCGUGACGGAUGCGAAUUCUACUGAGGAGAUGACUUUCAAUGUAGGAGUUGAAGAGGUUCUGAAUUUGCUUUUACGCUCAUUUGUUUCCAAGACACCAUUUACAGAUGCUCUGUUAAAGCAAGCUGGGGAGGAUUUUGUUAAUCUACUCUUCAGUUUCCUAACUGUUCCACUUGGAGAAAUGCUGGAUAGCUCUUCCUCUUCGAAAGGCUGCAUUGAUCAAUUGUACAAGAGUGUCCAGGAUCUUGAUGAGCAAUACUUGAAGUCAAAUUACCACAAGAAAAUUCUACUCACUCCUAAAAUGUAUCCCGGUUUUUGCUAUGACAACCAUCUUUUAGGAGUCGAGGAUGCCCUGGAGGCUUCAUACCAUUAUGCGCGUCACCGGGCAGGUGAUUCUUUCGAGGAAAUAUUGACUACUGAUAAAACCCUUAUCCCAUCAUCUGCAACGACUCUACCUACAGUGCCACUCAAAUUCAAGUACUGCAAAAAUCAAGGUGAUUUAAGUGCUCGAGGAUUUUUAAAUGGACCGACGAUGUUUACCAUAACUGACAGUCUUGUCAUAAGGCCUAUAUCUCCUCUGUUUGGAAUUUCUGUUCUGAACGAAAUGAAGGUGCCGUUCUCCGAUAUUGAGGUGCAAAAUGUGAAGGUUGGCAGGGAGGAGGCCUUAUUUCUUUCGGUGACAUCUUUUCGAUGCGAUUCAGCUCUCACCCACGUAUUCCUUAGCCAUAAACGAAGGAUUGAUUUUUAUAAGAUUGUUGAUAAUUAA
Messenger RNA from Pyrus x bretschneideri (Chinese white pear), 1347 nucleotides. RefSeq lists its product as uncharacterized. The coding region runs from base 1 to 1347 and encodes 448 amino acids. The record is from RefSeq and is a predicted model, not a curated record. The transcript has 4 exons. Lineage: Eukaryota; Viridiplantae; Streptophyta; Magnoliopsida; Rosales; Rosaceae.